Messenger RNA from Penicillium riverlandense, 963 nucleotides. RefSeq lists its product as uncharacterized. The record is from RefSeq and is a predicted model, not a curated record. Lineage: Eukaryota; Fungi; Ascomycota; Eurotiomycetes; Eurotiales; Aspergillaceae. The transcript is spliced from 2 exons. The coding region runs from base 1 to 963 and encodes 320 amino acids.
AUGCGCCUCCUAUACCUCCCUGUGUUGCUAGCUGGGGCUACGACAGCCCUAGCAGCGCAACGACCAUCCCAUACCGUUGUCAAGCGAGAACUAGAAGCCUACGAGGAACGCUACAUCCUCGGCCAGAACUACCAGUAUCACAACCAGAGUGUCAAGCUGAUCGGGUAUCAGACAAUCAAGAUCCCAGUCGAGGAUAUUGAUUUGUUUGAAAAGCACUAUUACACUAAUGCCUAUGCCCUGCAAGAAGACUUCCCGUCUCACUUCUACGACUCGUAUGCAGCAGAGCUGCGCAUCUACUUUCCCGUGGCCUCUGCGCUACUAGACCACAAUGGACUUAUGGUGGAGGCGAACCAUCUUGGGGAAUUCGAGCACGACGCCCUAGAUGGUGACUACGCGAUUCUGGGUCGGAAACAGACGUCGCAUGUCCGUGGCGUCGCCAACAAUAUCAUCCAAGACGGGACGAUAUUCCUCGCGAAACGGAAUCAUCCUGUCCGUCAGAUUGAUAAUACUCGCGUCUAUGACUUUGGACGCCGUUCCCUAGACCACCAUCAUGCCCACUCCCCAGUCAAGAAGCGCCAAUACGGUUCUGCCGCACCAGAGCCUACGGCUGGUUCAGGUGGCGAGUCGAACCCGAAUAACGACGAUAACGGGGAGAAUCCCUUCGCAAAAAACAACGGCUGCGCUGCAAACCACGGCGGACGGAAAGGUUCUGGAGGCGAGGAAAGUCUGGUUCCGGAACAGACAGAUGGUAGUUCUGAGGAUGUCCAAAUGAGCCGACUUGGAGCUAUGUCUGUUAAGGCUACUGAGGAUGUCAUGGUAGCACGCACAUGUAGUGGCGAUGGCCGAAGCGGAGGUGGUAUCGGGAGCGAGGCUUUCGGCAAUGGGCUCGGGGAGGCAAGCCUAGAGUUCGGGGCUCAGUCUUCAUGGCGUGGACACUUGUUCGCUUCGAACCGCGCUAGAUAG